AUGGCUGCUUACUCCUCUCCCUCCCCAGACCCUCGUUACCCCAGUCCAGGUCAAUCAUCCGGGUAUGACUCAGAGUCAUCCCCCUCCGUUGCUGACGUGGCAGCUGCGGCGCUGUCUGACGUGUCGGAGGAGGAUUUGCGGACGAGAACCCCGGUGAUGGUGGGGAAGCGGGCGCUGAUGGGAGUGGAGGGUAUGGGAAUGUCAGGGUCGCCCGGGUUCCUGUCAGGGUUCAUAGCGUCUCGUCCCAAGAACGACCGCGCUGAGAUGCUGGACCCCAAGUUCUACCUCGAGUCGUUUGACGCUGUGAGGGCGGAGUUGGAGCAGCUACCGAGCGACACGGUGGCGCUGCAGCAGCUGGGCAUGCACAGCGGGCGGCGGCUGCUGCAGCUGGACGUGAUCACGGAGCAGCUGGCCACGCAGGUCAUGAACCACCACCAGAAAAUGGUGCAAGGAAUGCAGCUGGUGGGGGAGCUGGACCGAGAGCUGCGGGUGGUGUCCGUCAUCUGCCGGAAUGCGAGGCGGCAUCUGAACAAGGCGAUGGAGGAGGUGGCGAGCGACCUGGUCGUGGCUGCUAGUGUCAACAAAAAGAAGAUGCUCACUGUGGUGGACGUGGACUGCCUUGAUUCUAUUCCUCCUCUUCCCCCCUCACCAAUCCCUCUCUCCCCCGCCAACCAGAGCAUGCUGCCAGUGCUGAUGCGCAUGCAGCAGGUGGUGGAUGUGAGGGGCCGCAUGGAUGCAUGCAUCGACGAGGGCGACUUCGCCCGCGCGCUGCGCCUCUGCUCGCACUGCCUCGUGCUCAUCGAACAGAACGCUCAGCUGGCUUCGAUACGAGACAUGAACAUCAGCAUUGAGGUGGGUGUGUCGGUGGGAGUUGAGGAGUGUCUUACCUGGGUGGUGGACCAUGUAGAUGCUCUGCUCUUCACUGUCUGCAAGUCCUUCUGUUCCCUUCCCCGUGCCCUAUUGUGUCCUCCGCUCCUCCCUCCAUGCCCCCUCUCCCCAACCCUCAAACAGGAGUGGCUCACCCGGGUUGUGGACCAUGUAGAUGCUCUGCUCUUCACUGUCUGCAAGUCCUUCGACUCGCCUUCUUAUGCAGUCGUGAUUGAUGCGUAUGCAGUGAUGGACGAUGCGGCCACGCUGGCCGACAAGGUGCAGAACUUCUUUGCACAGUCGGUCGUCACCUGCACCUACGACACACUGCUGCAAUUCCUCGAGCAGGCGAUGGGGGAGGAUGACGGGCACAGAAGCAGGCUGGCCUACAGUGAGCUGUGUGUGGAGCUGCCGGACGGCGUGUUCCGUCUGUGUCUGCUGCGUACUCUGGGUGUGCUCUUUGACCUGUUCACAUCACACCACCACAUGAUGACGUGGCGUCACCCCUACGUCAAGCGUCCCAACACCAUGUCAAAGGACCGCCUCCUCCGCAUGGCAGCACCACCUCCUGUGUGUGCCCCUCUGUGCACAUCUCCCUCUGAUUCCCCUUUGUCCCUUCCCCCCUCUCCUCUCCCCAGCGCCCCAACACCGUCAAUGGACCGCUUCCCCCGCAUGGCAGCACCAGACCUCCGCCCCAACACCAUGUCAAUGGACCGCUUGCAUGGCAGCACCGGACCCCGUGUGUGCCCCUCUGUGCACACCCACCCUUUAUUCCCCCCUUUCCCUUCCCCCCUCUCCUCUCCCCAGCGCCCCAACACCAUGUCAAUGGACCGCUUCCCUCGCAUGGCAGCACCGGACCCCAUGUCUUCUGAGGGCGCUGCAGCAGGUGGUGAGGGCAGGGCACCCGGGGAGUCGCGAGAGGGGUUGCAUGCGAGGCGGAGGAGCCAGAGCCUGGUGAUCGAGAUCCCUGGGGGCGGUGAGCAGCUACAGGAGAAAGUUGAGGAGGGGGAUAGUGAGAGGGACAACGGGGCUGAACCAGGGAAGGUGCAAGACGGGGAGAGAAACAGCGGGAGUGAGGGUGCUGGUGGGUCAGACGGGCAGAGAUCAGGUGUGCAGAGGACAGAAGCACAGAGGUCCAGUUCAGAGAGGUCAGAUGCACAGGCGGCGCAGCAGCAGACGGGGCACGCGCAGUUGCAGCAGCAGAGGCGGCAGGUGAGGCGGUCGUCAAGUGAGGGGCACAACGAGGCAUGGGGCAGUGCUGGUGCGGCUGCUGCUGCUGCUGGUGCUGAAGCUCUGGUGAGAGACGGCCGCCCUCCCAUCCCCUCUGCAGGGCCUUCUGGGACAGAAGCAGCCGGAGGAGGCGGAGGAGGAGGAGGAGGAAGGGGGGGUUUGGGAGAAGGGAUUGCGGCAGCAGCUGUCGCAGCAGCAGCCGCAGCAGCAGCAGGCGUUGGUGUUGGAGGUGGAGACGAUAGAAGCAGAACUCGGGGUGGGGGAGGGGGAGCGGACAUGGCACUGAGAACAGACGAUGUGAUGAUGAUGGGGAGUGACUUUAGGGAGGGGUCGCUGGCGGACCUGCCGCCCAACGUGGCGCGUAAAAUGCGCGUCAGCACCACGGCUGCGGUGUGCCGCGCGCUGCAGAAGAAUAGGAAGGCCGUGUGGGAGUUGGCGGCGAGGAGGGCUAGCAGAGAGGGGUCGCUGGCGGACCUGCCACCCAACGUGGCUCGUAAGAUGCGCGUCAGCACCACGGCUGCCGUCUGCCGCGCGCUGCAGAAGAAUAGGAAGGCCGUGUGGGAGCUGGCGGCUCGCAGGGUGGGUGCGCUGCUCACCGCGCCGGCGCUCUGCUCGGGGUCCUCACAACAGUUUCUCCAGCUCGUAUGCCGAACCCACCUGGCUCUUCUUCUUUUCCUCCCUUCCCUUCCAUUGUCAUCUUCUCUUCUCCCUUGCCCCCAGUGCUUGGAGUGGGUGGACAAGUUUGCAGCAGUGGGAGAGGCGUUUACGGGGGUGGAGGCGGCGGGGCUGAGAACUAAGAUGGUCAAGCAGAGCGAGGUGUACUUCAACACCUUCCACCGCCAGAACCUCAAGGUGCUGAAGAUGAUUCUGGAGCGGGAGACAUGGCUGCGCCUACCACCAGACACCAUCCACUCUCUUACACAACCCACUUCUCUUUUGCAACCCCUGCUUCGUGCAUGCACCCACCGCCAGGUGUUGAAGAUGAUCCUGGAACGAGAGACAUGGCAGCGCCUACCACCAGAGACCAUCCACACGCUCAGACUCAUCAGCCUCACCACCUCCUCCGCCCCCUCCUCCUCUUCCUCCGCCUCCUCCUUUGUCCUCUCCACCCAGUCGUCCUCCAAUUCUGUAGGGGGUAGGGAGAGUGGGGGAGCAGAGGGUGUGAGUUCGGGUGGUGAGGGAGCGAAGGAGAGGCGGGAUUUCCGGGAGUGGUUGGAACGAGGAAACCCAUUUGCAGCAGUGGAGGCAGGGGAGGAGGAGGCAGCGGAGGGGAGGGAGGGAGGGGAGAGGGCGGAGGGUGGUGAAAGGAGCAGCAGCGGGAGUGGUGACGGAGGGACGGGGGGCAGGGAAGGAGGAGCAGGAGCUGCAUCUGGUGGCGCUGCAGCGUCAGCAUCAGGGGCAGCAGCAGGGACGAGGGAAGGUGGAGACGGGAGCAGCAGAGGGCAAGCAGGGAACCCACAGGGACGGAUUCUGCCAGGGGGGCGAGCAGAGUCAGACAGAGCGUGCCGAGGAAACCGGAGCCAAGCCCCAGCGAGGGGAGCAGGAGUGAGGGGCAGGGUCAGUGCGGAUGGGGAGGGGGUAGGGGAGGGAGAGGAAGACGAGGACGAGAGGGAGGAGCUUAUGGCGGAUUAUAUAGACGAGGAGGAGGUGGGGGUGUCGGCGGCUGUGCUGGCGGGUAGGGGAAGGCGGAGGUCGGAGGAUGGAGGUGGGGAUGUGGGGGGGAGAGGCGGGCUGGAUACGGGCCUGGCACUCACUGGCGCUGCUCUCACGGUCAUCAGGUGUGUGGCUGCUGGGGUCGGUCUCUUAUCGUCAGGUCUGGGGCUGCACAUGUCCCUCCUUCAGAUAUCAGCAGCUGUGUGUUAUCAUUAUGCUGCUGCUUUCAUGUGCUCCUGUGCUCCUCUUCCCCUGUGGCCGCCCCUCUGUCCCCCUCUCAACCCCUCAGGCUCAUGGACCGCUACACUCGCCUCAUGGGACUUCUGCGGUUGGUUUGACUCGAAAGUCACCCUUGCUGCUUUUGUGUACUUCUCCCUUUUCCCCUGUGACCGCCCCUCUCAACCCCUCAGGCUCAUGGACCGCUACACGCGCCUCAUGGGGCUGCUGCCUCCUGUCGCUUCUGGGAUCUUCGCUGGUUUGUGCCAGCUGUUUGACCUCUACCUCGUGACGGUCUUUCGGCUGUUUGGCAGCCCCGAUGCCGUUAGCACACUGCGCUCCUCCGACCCUGCUGCUGCCGCCCUGCUGACCCCUAAGCUGCGCACCACACUGGCACGUGUCGCGCAGGGAUUGGACGAUGCACGCAACAAGCCCAUCUCGUCCCUCUCCCCCACCGGCACUCCCUCCGUGACUGGCGCAGCGGCAGCAGCAGCGCUGGGAGAAGCAGCUGCCGCGGCUGCAGCAGCAGCAGUGGAGGCGGUGGGGGGGGUGAUUGGCGGUGGGAGCAGCAGUGGCAGCUUGGCAGGGGGCGGUUCGAACAACGUACUGGUCUCUUCUUCAAACAUGUUCGGACUUAAGGAGCGCUGUGUGGCGAUGGAGUCGCUGAUGUGGCUAACGGACAUGCUGCGGCAGACCAAGCCGCGCUUCCAGUCGCUGCUCGCCCCGCCUGCCUGGACCUCCAUGGAUGUCUUCUAUGCGCGCACGCUGGACGCAGUACCAGACCUGUGGGAGCAUGUGCUGCGAACCCUCGUCAAGCUGCUGCUCAACAUAGCAGGCACGGCGGACCGCAUCGCUGCUGUCAACUGGGAGCCGGUUGACAUUGGCACACAGCACAACAUCUAUGUGGAGAAUCUGGUAGCCGAGUUCCGCCUUUUCGCCCACCGCUUGGGGCAGUCUGGAGCGCCUCGACAGGUGCAGGACCAGCUGGUGGCAUAUGGCCUGGACGAGCUCUGUGACGUCAUGCUGGAUGGCAUCUGCCGGGUCAAGAAGUGCAACAGCAAUGGCCGUGCCCUCAUGUCCCUUGACCUUCAGGUGCUGGUGCAGGGGUUGCAGCCCAUAGUGGGGCGGGGGGCAGUCAAGGGGCUGCAGCUCGUCGACAACUACAUCAAGGCAUUCUACUUGAGUGAGAGUCAGAUCAUUGACUGGGUGCGAGCACAUCCGGCUCAACCGCCGGUCGCGGAUAGAUCGCAGCCGUUCAAUCGGGCAGACGACGGUCCUGUAGACCUCGCGAUGGACGGCGGCGAUCAUCCGGAGGGUCUCAAGGGGGGCUCUCCUCGGAACGAUGCCGCUUCCCCUGACCGCACCUUGAUGCGAAGCGCUCCGCCGUGUUCGGGGGAGGACUCCGCGAGAGCAGACUCCGCGGGAGCAGACUGCGCGGUAGCAGACUCCGCGGUAGCAGACUCCGCGGGUUUUGACGUCGCGCAGCAGCCGCGCGCGCGGGACACUGGGAGACCUGGGCGCGGAGCAGCGCGACGUUGGAGGGGUUGCGGGUAUUUCGAGCUGCUGCCCGACAGCCUGUGCGGCAAGAUCGCGUCGUUCAUCGUGCAUGCCAAAAGCCUCGUCGCCUUCCGCUCCACCUGCUCGUAUCUCCGGCGCGUGGUGCGGGUGGGCGGGGCGCUGGUGUUCCUGGCGGAGGACUUCCCCCACAGGGAGGCGGCGGAGAGGGGCAUCACGCAGGCGCUGCUGCAGGCCACGGCCGCCGUCACCUCGCUCUACGUCGAAGCUCCGCCCGCCUCCGACCCCUUCCAGGUGUGCUCGCCCCGCCUCGACCCCUUCCAGAUGUGCUCGCCCCGCCUCGACCCCUUCCAGGUGUGCUCGCCCCGCCUCGACCCCUUCCAGGUGUGCUCGCCCCGCCUCGCCCCCUUGCUGGUGAGCAGCGUUGAGCUUCAGUGGGCUCUCAGCUACAAUCACCUUCACGGUGAUGACGUGGUGCCUGGCGUGUCGCGACUCCCUAGAAGAGCGCACCUGCUUUCCCUCCCACAUUCACCCGACCUUAUCCCCCACCUUCCCCUCAUCUUCCCCCCACCCUCCCUCCCCGCUCUCCAGGAGCUAGCGGUGAUGAAGUGGUGCCUGGCGUGCAGGGACUCUCUAGAAGAGCUCACUCUCGUGGACGGCACAGCAGACGCCGCCAUACACCAUGCCCAGGCCCACGCUGCCGCCAUCGCUGCUGCUGCUGCUGCUGCUGCUGCCGCCGCUGCUGCCGGCUCUGCUGCUGCUGCUGCCGCGGCUCCUCCCUCUGCACCUGUAGAUCUGCCAGCAGCAGCUAGAAGAAACGGCACUGAUGCUAGCGCCAGUGCCACCACCAGUGCUCCUGUUGCUGCUGGGUCCAGACAAGGAGAGAGUGAAAGGCAGAGCCAUGGCUUUGAUAACGGCGGUACUAUUGAUCGAAGCAGCAGCGACAGCUCUGACAACGGCGGCAGUGGCAGCGGCGGCGGUGGCGGUGGCGGCAGUGGUGGUAGCAGGGACGGUGCUGCUGCUGCUGCUGCUGGCACUGCCGCAAGGCUCCCCCAACCACCCUACCACGUCAACUUAUCCCGUGCCCACCAGCGGGCAGCAGCAGCGGCAGCGGCAGAGGAAGAUGAAGAAGUGGAGGAGCAACCGCAGGAGUGGAAGCUGGAGCACGCGUCGCGCUGCCGCAACCUGCGCCAGCUGUACCUCGAGAACGCCGUCUUUGACUGCGUCUCCACGCUCCACCGCUGCUCGCCCUUCGCCUCUCUCACCCACCUGACCCUCGCUAAAGCAGUGGUGGCGGGGGACAUGGGCCUGGAGUUAGAGGUGGAUUGGCCGCCGGAGGGGCAGCUUGAUUUAGAGCUGGAGGUGGACUGGGCGCCGGAGGGGCGGCUGGAGCACGAGCUGUGGGGCGACAUCCGCAUCGAGUCGGGGCGGCUGAGGCGCAUGUCACUGGAGCUCGCAGCUGGCUUCCAAUUUCAUGCCAACCCCGAUGCUUUUAGCCGCCUGACCGAGCUCAAGGUACGGUCAGGUUCAAGCCUGUUCUUUGGUUCGACUCAAAGGGGCCGGCUGCGGCGCAUGUCUCUGGAGCUGGCUGCUGGCUUGCGGUUUCACGCCAACCCCGAUGCUUUCAGCCGACUCACGGAGCUUAAGCCGCCUCCCAUUGUUCCUGCUUGCCCUCCCUCUCCCUUUCCCCAGCUGACAGGCGAUGACUGGAGUUGGGGCACGGUGCGCGCCAUCCUUGAUCUCUGCGCACUUUCUCUCGAGGAGCUGUCUCUGACUUGCUACAUUGACCCUCUCACAGUUGCCUCCAUUGAUACUGCAACGGCAUUCUUCUCCUCUCUGCCGUCACUGCGGUUCCUGCUGCUCUGCCCCUCCGUCUACUACGUUAUGAUCGCCACACUAGGGGAAACCAAAGCGCCCAGUUCGAAAGAAUUUCACGUGGAGUAUCACGACCACGCUAUGGCCAUCAUUGCAUUCCUCACCGCUAUUCUGCGGGGCACUACUGAACUCAUUCCUCACCGCCUCCACCCCCACCCCAGGCGCCCAGCUUGGAAGGGUUCCAAGUGGAGUAUCACGACCACGCCAUGGCAGUCAUCGCCUUCCUCACCGCACUGCUCCUCUCAAGCAGUUCAACAACUGCAUCAAUCUAAGGCAUCUCUACCUCCUCCCCUCCUCUCCCUCCAGGCGCCCAGCCUGGAAGAGUUCCACAUCGACCUGGAAGAGUUCCACGUGGAGUAUCACGACCACGCCAUGGCAGUCAUCGCCUUCCUCACCGCCCUCCUGCGUGGCAGCCCGCGCCUGCGGUGCAUACAGCCCAUGGUCACGGUGCCUCAGGAACCGGGCACUGACUUGCUGGGGGACAAGGACUUCCGCCAGGCCAUUGCUCGCUUGCAGGCUGAGUUCCCCCGCGUGUCGUUCCCGUCUAUCUGGCAACUGACGUGA
Messenger RNA from Closterium sp. NIES-65, 7920 nucleotides. Lineage: Eukaryota; Viridiplantae; Streptophyta; Zygnematophyceae; Desmidiales; Closteriaceae. The record is from the annotation of a GenBank genome assembly.